Messenger RNA from Penicillium chermesinum, 870 nucleotides. RefSeq lists its product as uncharacterized. The record is from RefSeq and is a predicted model, not a curated record. Bases 1 to 870 code for a protein of 289 amino acids. NCBI's taxonomy places the organism in Eukaryota, Fungi, Ascomycota, Eurotiomycetes, Eurotiales, Aspergillaceae. The transcript has a single exon.
AUGGCUUCACGCUCCCCAAUCCUACGAAUGCUAUGGCAAAGAUGCGCCAAUUCUUCCACGAAGUCAGGCACUCAUAGUGGUUUCUCUUCGUCAUGGCGCUCUUACGCAUCGAAGCCUGGUUGUAGAACUCGUGCGCCUCCACCGAAUCCAAGCUCUAAUGCUCAACCGAGUAGGACCGCUCAAGGUGGUCCAAAGUACGGACAACUGGUUCGGAAGGUCGCAGCAUACGGUGACUUGGUUCUAUAUCGUGGUCCCUCGCAUACACUCUACCGCUUUAACGCGUUCGCUGUGGCAGCAUCUGCUUUCGGAUACGCUGCCUACCACUCAUACAUCAAUUUCGUGGACCCAUUGAUGGAAGUGGAGAACUGGAUUCUUUAUACCCAUGGAGGCAUCUGCGUUGUCACAAGUGCCAUGGGUGCGGCAUGGCUAACGAGGGCAGGAAACCUGGUGAAGAGUGUCGCUGCCGUACAAAAUGGCUCGCAGACACUACUCCGCUUCACUGUGCAGGGUACGAGGCCAUUCAGCCGACCGCGCGAGUUUGAAGUCUCACCGCGCAAAGUGGCCAUAUCAAAAAAAUUAGUGGUAUCAGAGGAACGACGCCGGGUCGUUGGCGAGAACGUCAGAACCCCCAUCGCGGCUUCCACAGAGCAGAAACCUCCCAGUCUCAUGAUGGCUCCCAUUCGUGCGAUGAACCGAGGCGUGGGAAGCUGGCUACAAGCUCUCAAGCAAUUGGCUUUGCAGGAAGACUUUAUUAUCCUUAGGGUUGACCGAGAAAAUGGGAAACGUCCACUCGAGCUCAGGAUGGAUGCUAAUGGGUAUCUCUCAAGUGACUUCUUCUUAAUCGGGGACCCGGUCAUUUUCAAGAACUAA